AUGGCACUUGAUGGCAACUGGAAGGUAGACAGAAGUGACAAUUAUGAAAAGUUCAUGGAGCAGAUGGGUAUUAAUGUAAUGAAGAGAAAGCUAGGAGCCCAUGACAACCUGAAAAUCACUAUUCAGCAGGAAGGAAACAAAUUCACUGUCAAGGAAUCAAGUACUUUCCGCAGCAUUGAAAUAAUAUUCAUGCUGGGAGUCAAUUUUGAAUACAGCCUGGCUGAUGGAACUGAGCUCAGUGGUACUUGGAACUUGGAAGGAAAUAAGCUUGUGGGAAAAUUCAACCGGAAAGAUAAUGGGAAAGAGCUCCAGGCAUUCAGAGAAAUCGUAGGAGAUGAAUUAAUUCAGACUUACAUAUACGAAGGAGUUGAAGCCAAGAGAAGCUUUAAAAGGGUUUAA
This is a messenger RNA of Chelonoidis abingdonii (Abingdon island giant tortoise), 399 nucleotides long. It is a transcript of the gene FABP2, whose product is annotated as fatty acid binding protein 2. NCBI's taxonomy places the organism in Eukaryota, Metazoa, Chordata, Testudines, Testudinidae. Gene Ontology annotation, molecular function: lipid binding. The record is from RefSeq and is a predicted model, not a curated record.